GAGAGCAGGUCGAGAAUUGGACCGUCAGUAAGUGUCACGAUCAGCCAUGGAGCAGUUCUACUGCGUGUUCGCGCUUGUUAUAGCAGUGUGUUACCUUCUGUACUAUUAUUCUACGAGUACGUUCAAUUAUUGGCAAAAUAAAUCAAUACCAUGUGCAAGUGGGGCCGUACCAGGACUCGGACACAUGUGGCCUUUGGCUUUCAUGACGAAGAAUUCGGCUGAUAUGUAUCAGGACUAUUACAACCAGUUUCCGGAGAGCAGUAUGGUUGGUUUCUACAAUUUGCGAACUCCAGCUUUGAUCCUGCGCGAUCCGGAAUUGGUGAAGAACGUGCUGACGAAGAAUUUCCAAAAUUUUGCUGAGAACGCUUUUGACAUAGACAAAAACCUCGACCCCCUGAUGGGUGUCAAUCCAUUCUUCGUCAAUGAAGAACGCUGGAAAACUUCACGGCAGCAGCUAAGCUCCGCCUUUACGUCGGGUAAGCUGAAAUAUUUAUACACGUCCGUGCAAGAGGUCUGCGACAGCAUGUCAUCCUAUUUAAAAAGAUCAUGCAGCAAAAGUGGCGAAAAAGUGCAGUUGGAACUGAAAGAUCUUUGCUCAAAGUUUACCGCGGACGUCGUAGCUACUGCGGCGUUUGGUGUUGAAGGCGGUAGUUUCAUCAGCGAGAAAGACGGACCGUUCAGAGAAAUAGGGAGAAUGAUGUUCGAACCGUCGUUUUGGAAAGGAAUGAAGCAAAUAUUCGUCUUUUUCAUUCCGAUUGCCGCUCAAAUCUUCAGGAUGCGCGUCAUACCGACUAAGGCAGAUAAGUUCUUCAGAGGCAUCGUAAAAGACGUGCUGAGGCAGAGAGAGGCACAUGGCAUCGAGCGACCCGACUUUUUGCAACUGAUGAUCCAGGCAAAGACUCUCGGAAAAGUUGACCCCAUUUUCAAUGAAGAAUACAACGAUGAUGUGAUCACUUCUCACGCCUCCUCGUUUUUCGUUGAUGGUUACGAAACGUCUAGCAUUGUCAUGAGCUUUGCCCUCUAUCAGGUAGCCGCUCACCCUGAAGUCCAACAGCGCCUUCGCGAGGAAGUGAAUGCCGUUAUCGAAAAACAUGGUUCUCUAACCUACGAGGCUCUUCAAGAUAUGUCGUACAUGGAUAUGGUUCUCAACGAGUCAGCGCGACUCUUUCCUCCCUUUGCUACUAUGAUGAAACGCUGCACAAAGGAAAUCGAGCUCACUGGUUCGGACGGGAUUACUUGUCAAGUCACUCCUGGGACAAAUGUUGUUAUAAUCACUACAGGCUUACAUAGGGACCCCAGGUUCUGGCCAAAUCCUGAUGUAUUCGACCCGGAACGUUUUUCUGAGGAGAACAAAGAAGGGCGAAACAAAUACAUAUUUCUUCCUUUCGGGGAAGGUUAUCGCAUCUGUCCCGGCCAGAGGUUGGCUACUCUUCAGAUAAAGGCUGGUAUUGCGACGAUCAUUCGAAAAUACACCUUGGACGUAUCGCCGCGGACAAAAGAGCCAAUCCAACUCGACCCUAGAUAUUUCAUGAUUUCUCCACUCGGAGGACUCUGGGCAAAUCUAAAGCCCAUUUAAAAAGUCUGUUACAGGCAGUAAGUUGCACUGAUCCAAGGCCUCUCAAUUGAUCAGGUAUAGUUGGGGCGGCCUCAAAUAGGACUGUGUAUUUUUUUAAAAUCCAAAUUAUUCUCAACCAUAAAUAGUCAACUAAUAUAUUUUUAGUCGUAACAAUAGGUUAUUGCUGUAUUUAAUGGAGGUGUUACUGUAUACAGAUGAGAGGCUUAGAUUAAAUUAGGCUGUUGAAACAGAACUAGCCAGAUUGAUUGUGCAUUUUUUUUUAAAUUUGUCAUCUUAGUGUCUUGCCGCAAGCUACCCGUCCCUUUUCAUUAGAACCACGCUACGUGAUAUUACCUACGAUUUCCGGUCUCCAAUUUAACGGAGGCGUGUAUAGGCCUACUUAGGAAUUUAUAUCUCACGUAAAUAUUAUUUGUGAAACGGACGUUUGCACGCAUACGCUGGUCAUAUGCAUGACGCCUUUAUGAGGGGUUACCUACAAUGUGUCCACGAUUACAUCCCUUGACAAUAUCGCUGAACGGUAAAAUACUGCCGUUGAAUUUCGACAAGCUUAUCGUUGAACACUUCGGAUUGAAUCUCAGUAGGUACUUGAAACGAAGCGUUACUCUCGUUUAAAAUACAAUGCAGCCAGCAGCACGUACAGUCUGGUAGAAAGGACUUUUUUAAUCUUACAAAUUUUCUGCUUCCGUUUUUUGAAUUUAUCGUUCUCGUAAAGAUGCCAUUCACAAUAAAAUUCGAUAUAAAUUUGUCGAGGGCCUAAAGAUUUCAUGACUAUAGUGACGCACGAGCUACAGAAUCGAGACAAGAGUAGAAUAUACAUGUCAAUGUGAAAGGGAUUCAGGCUUGCUGCAAAAAUGCUAAUUGAUCACGAGCUUUAAGGUAGUCACGUAAACGUAACGAAACAUCAAAGAAACCACUUUUAGAAUUUUAGAAUGACUUGCAAUGAGCUGAGUUGAUUAACUAAUAUGUAUUGCAUUGUGUAGCUUUCUCCUUAUUACAGUCUACCGCAGUUAAGAUAAUCCUGAAAUAUGGAAACAACGAUUUUCCUCAAAACUGCAUUGAUACGUUGAACUUACGAAUCUCAAUCUCAUGAUUGAUUUCACUCGGAUGUAGAAAAUAUUGUCGAGUCGAUAACGCGUGGUGCAAUUAUAACACGAAUUUGAAUUAUUUAUACCAUUCAAACCGCUCAUCUACAGAAUUCUUGAAAUCGUGAUCACGUAUGAAAGAUAGUUCCUCGACGAUACAUGGAACAACAAAUAAUGAAAUCUUGUUAAGCACAUCGCUAGGUUGUGAUAUUGUAAAAUUAAAUGAGUGAGGUGAUAUUGACCAGAAACACUUGUAAUGUGAUAUAAAUGUAUGGGCGUAUAGAAUAAACAUAUUCUUCUUAUUUGCAUCGGAAGAACUUUUGCACGAUAGAAUCUUCAAUUAAUAAUGAAUUAAAUUGAAGUAUAAUGAUGGUCAUCAAUCCAUCCCUCCCUUACACAGGUACAGUCUACCGGGGACAUAUCCUGUCGGAUAUGGCGGAUGUCGGUAGUGAUUAUGAUUACGAUUAUAAAGUUCCGAAUUGUUGAUACUGUGGUCACAGAGAACUGUGAACGUACUUAUAUUUUAAUGACAUUAAAGAAAAACAACAAAUAUUGUAUAAGCAUGGUAAACAAUUGAAAACUUGUAAAUUGUGCACCAGAUAAUGAAUUAACGAAAUUGCAGCAUUUGUCAAUGUUUACCGAUGUAAGGAUGGUUGAUGAUGAAAGUUUUUGAUUAAACUGAAAUUAUCCGCUACUAA
Neodiprion virginianus is the source of this 3356-nucleotide messenger RNA. RefSeq names its product cytochrome P450 9e2-like. Gene Ontology annotation, molecular function: iron ion binding; oxidoreductase activity, acting on paired donors, with incorporation or reduction of molecular oxygen; heme binding. The transcript has a single exon. NCBI's taxonomy places the organism in Eukaryota, Metazoa, Arthropoda, Insecta, Hymenoptera, Diprionidae. The record is from RefSeq and is a predicted model, not a curated record. The coding region runs from base 47 to 1576 and encodes 509 amino acids.